GGGGCUGGCGGGCGCUGCCAGCCCAACACAUUCCAGUUGCCCAGUUUGGCCAGCAGCAGCGUGCAGCAUUCCAGUACGAGCUUUCCUGUUCUCCCAAAUUCACGUCAACGAGAGCCGAUGAUUAAAGCCAAGCUUUUUAGUGAAAGAAUUUUUUUUUUUUCCUGAUGUUUUAAUGAAUUUCUGUGACUGUGUCAAACAAUUCCACGAGAAUAAGUGCUACUUUUACAGUCUCUAUUUUUUUUUUCCCCCCACAGAUGUUAUGAAUUCUUGACAAGAAACCCAAUUCUGACUCUUUCAAUGUCGUGCCCAAAUAUCUUUUCUAGACGUAGGGACCAAUGCCACAUUGUUCGUAUCCAUAUAUAUUUUUUUUUUUAAGUUGCCAAAAAAAAAGAAAAAGAAAAAGAAAAAAAAAAGUUGCUUUUUAAUUUUAUUUUAUUUGCCACUUUGCAGUAUUUGUGUUUUACAUCUAAAGGGACAGCACUGUGUGUGUGUGCGCGUGCGUGUCUGGGGGUGUUUAUACUGUUUAAAGAUCGGAACUUGAAGCUAUUUUGUAUCAAUCUUCAAUGUUGAACAAUCAGAUGGGUUUCUGAGCCCCUCGGAGGUGACUUUCCUGCCUUCCUAAUGCCUUCUGAUCAUGGUUGAAAAAUAUAUCUAUCGUUGUGAACGAAGCGAGCCGUGCCACAAUGCCUCCUCUCCUUUGUACGCCCCGCAGGACUUCUGAACCAGCAUCGUGCUGCCCUUGGAAAAGAGUUUGGGACCUUCCCAGCUGUGUCCAAACGGACGUGUGCUCAUUGCCAGGCUUUGUUUUAAGGCAGAAGUGACCUCCGUGCAGGCAGUGUUGGUGGGGCGCAAAGCUCGAGGCGUGCGGUGGCAGCAGCCUGCAGGCCACGCGUGCAGCCAGCUCCUGUGCCUGUAAAUGUGUGCAUGCACCUUGUUUGCUUUCAGAAGCCUUUAAGAGCUGUGACUUUGCAAUUCUCUGUCCCCAGACUGUAGUGCUGAUGAUAGAAAUUUGGACUCUGCUUCCCAAGCGAUGUUAGGAGCAGCCAGGCGACUUUUUCACGAUGGGUCUCCAGAAACAAAACUCCUCUGACUAUUGUUGAUGUCCCCCCCCCCCCCCCUUAUCAUCCCCGCCUUAAAACUUGGCAGGAAAUGGUUUGUCCCUGGAUGAGAUCAGCAACCCUCAUCCUCUUUGAGGUCCUCAGCUGAAAGGUGCAGGACAGGCCGAGCUCCUCGCUGGGUUUCUGCUGCUCACAUGAGGUCUGCACUGCCAGGGGGGUGCCUGGGCAUGGGACAGUCACGUUCAUGGCUCUGUAUCUGGCCAUAGCAGUUCCCAUAGGUGUGCCCAGGAUGAUGCUGCCCAGCCAAACUCCGCCAGCCCUCUGGCUUUGCUGUGUUGGUGCAGCCCAUAUGCGGUGCCCGGUAUCCCUUGCAAAACGGUUGGGGUCAGAGCGACAUCCAGCUGAUGAGCCCCCAAUCCCCUCCCAGCUGUGCUCUGGUCCUUCAUCCAGCACAGCUGCAGUGUGUGUGCCCAUGUGUGUGCUUGGAGCCGGCCUCGGAGCAGCGGCAGGGUGCGUCCCUUCACCCAGGCCGAUCCUUUUUUCCCUUAGGUUAGCUAGAAAACCUCAAAUCUCCCCCCCAUUAAAUUGGUUUUGGAGGUUUUUUCAAUGUUUGCAUGUUCACUCCUUACCCGUUAAGGAUUCUCUGUGCUGGAUGGAUGUCUGCAUUGGUGAGCGUGGGGACAGCUAGGAGAAGAAGAGGCACCAGGAUGGGAUGCGAGAGGCAGAGAAUGUGUUAUGAUCCCAUAGCAUACGAUCCCGUAGCACGAAAGCUUCCUCCAAGUGUUUUUACCUUUUAGGUAGGGCUGUGGGUGACCGCUGGUGCCGUGUCACAGCCCUUCACGUCCCGGGGCCGUUCGGUGACGUCUCUGUGCCGCAUUAUAUGGCCGAGCUGAUGUGUCUUUACUUUUGGGAUAUGAAAACCGAAUGUUCCGCUCCCCCCCCUCCCCCCGAAACGCCGAUCUCUGUGUUGAUCCGUGUGACUUCAGGGUGCUUGUGUGCUCGGGGAGACCUUCUGUUUUGUUUCCUGUUUUGAAUUGGAGGGAAAUAAGGUUCCGUACCGCUGGAUGGGGGUGCCCGGAUGGGGUUGGUGUGUGGUGGAGGUUUGAGGAACGGCCGCCGUGGCCGUGAGCUCACAGCUUGUGCUUUAUUUAAAUGAACUGAUGAUGCCUCGCCAGGCUCAGCCAGAGUCAGUGCCUGAUGCUUUUUGUAGCCGCGAUAUCCCAGAAGAGAACCAGCGACGUCCUGAAAGAUGCGCUCUUAUAGAGCGGCCAUAGUUAUCUGUCCGAAUAUUUGCUUCCAUUUUCAAGAGAUAAAAAAAAAAAGUCAUUGAUUACAAACUUCCUUCUCUUGGUUUCUUCUUUGGCUGUUCCUGUGCCCAGGAAGGCGCGGGGGUGGGGAAUGUCGUCAGCCCGUGCCCAGUUCCCCUUUUGGAGCUGAUCCCGGGCAGGUGCGGGGGCUGCGGGUUUGGGGUGCGGGUUGUGAUGAAUGAUGGCACCGUGGGGUAACCACAGCAAUGGAAACCCAGUGGUGUCAGACGGUGGCUGAGCCACCCCUCCUCUGGGACUCUGCCCAGCCUGGCCCCAAGGGAUGGUGGUUCCCCUGCAAGCAAAGAUGGGGAUGCUCUCUGCAGAUGUUCCCUUGCCGCCUGUGCGUGCCCUGGCCCUGUGAUGCUCUACCCCUCAUGGGUUCCCCAGAAGCUUUGGAGUGGAUGCAACCGAGCACUGCACCCUGUGCUGGGGCAGAGGGCUGCGGCGGGGUUGUUUAUGGAUGCAGGGUGUGAGCUACGGAUGUGCUCUUGCAGCACCCUUCCUGCUGGUGCAGCUCCUGCGCACUGCUGUGCCGGUGCUUGCGGUCAGGGCGGGUUCCUCCCCAUCGUCCCCGUGCUCCGUGAGCCUGAGUGCUGCACUGGAUGGAUGUGAGGAGAAGCGUUUUGGGCAUGGGGGCUCUGUGAAUGCAUAGAGCCAAGCCCCUGCCCUCCUCCUCCUUUCCACACUGGGGUCCCUUUUGUCCUCCCAUGGGGUCACCCCUCAGGGGUCCGUGCCUGCACUGUGCCAUGGGCGCUGCCAGCUUUAGGACCGCCUUUCCCAUCACUUCUGCUUUCAUUUGUGCUUUCAGCACAAGCCCCGGCGUGCAUGCUCGGAGGAGCAGGGCGGUGGAAUACCCACGGAACCACCACCCUGAUAGAGGAGCGGGAGGCCGCUUUCUGAGGUGCACGCAGCCCCCUGGCCUCCGGUGUCAGCGUCACGUCCUCCCCUUGCAGGGCUCCAAAACCGCAGCCACAUUUCCUGCCUGCCUCAGUGGGGAGCUGCAGGCGGAGCGCAGCCCACGACGCCCCUGGGGUUGGGACCAGGGCCCUCAGUCCCGCAGCAUCCCCCGGCACAGGAGAAGAGCUGAUGCUGGACCCCACAGCACCACUGUGACACCUGUUAGCAAUGAGACCGCAUUCCCUGGGCAUGACAUGCUGAUGGGCACAGAGCCGGGCAACACCACCGGGCAGCCCAAACCUUUGGUGGUCACCACAACGGUUCCAUUGAAUGACUCCCCUCAUGCACUGCUGGGCACAGAGCUGGACAACACCUCCAGCCAGGCCUUGGUGCUGACCACGGUCAGUUCCUUGGAUGAGAUGGAUUCCUCUCAGUCCCUCGUGCCCUUGGGCACACAGCCACCACCAGGGUCAGGCAACACCCCCAUACAAACCAAGGCCUCGCUGGUCACCACAGCAGAUCUAUUGGAUGGGACCGACACCACUGAGCCCAUUGCACCGUUGGGCACGGAGCUGCCACCAAAGAUGGGCAACAGCACCAGGCAGGCCAAGGCUUUGGUGGUCACCACAAUGGCUCUUCUGGAUGAGACCGACUCUCCCGAGACGGCGCCCGGCACAGAACUCCAAAGUGGCAGCACCGUUGUGCCCGACCAGCUCAUGGAAUCCACAGGGCAUGGCACGGAUGGGACCGUGACUGAUGGCAUGGACAUCUCCACGGAGCCACGCUCAGCUCUUCUCCCCACCACCACUUAUUCCAAAAAAUCCGGCUCUCACUCUCUGCAGGAGGUGAACACAACACCUUUGUCCAUGAAACCACGGGGGACCACAGCGCCGGACCCCAUGGAUGACCUGUGGGACAACAGCUCUCUGAUGAACAAGUGCCUGCUGGCCAUCCUGCUGCUGGCACUGGUGGCUGCGCUCUUCAUGGUGUGCACGGCAGUGCUGGGCACCUUGCUUUGGCGGAGGGUGAGGACAGCACGUCGGCAGCUCGGCCCCACUGAGAUGGUUUGCAUCUCCUCCCUGCUGCCCGACAGCGAGCGUGCUGCCACCAAUGGUCCCCGGCGGGGCAUCCCCGUGCGUCACAAGCUGCUGGUCGAUGCCAGCUCUGAAGCUGAUGGUGACAACCUGACGCUCAGCAGCUUUCUGCCGGAGCAUUCCUGAAGCAUCGUGGUGAUGGAGCAGCGUGGGGUCCAUCCCUGGUGCCACCAGUGUCCCCCUUGGAACUGUAUGGAAGAGAAUCAUCCACCCCAUUAAAAUGCCUCUGCUACACAGA
Messenger RNA from Gallus gallus (chicken), 4594 nucleotides. It is a transcript of the gene SELPLG, whose product is annotated as selectin P ligand. Bases 3010 to 4482 code for a protein of 490 amino acids. The transcript has 2 exons. NCBI's taxonomy places the organism in Eukaryota, Metazoa, Chordata, Aves, Galliformes, Phasianidae. Gene Ontology annotation, cellular component: plasma membrane. The record is from RefSeq and is a predicted model, not a curated record. Gene Ontology annotation, biological process: hemopoiesis; leukocyte tethering or rolling.